AUGGCCUAUAAUAACCAUUUCCAAUUUACGCCCCGGCAACCCGCACACUACCUGAACCACAAAGUCUCCGAUCUGUCGGACAGUCCGUACCACGGUGAGACAUCCUCUGCCGGAAUUAGGGGCCGGGAGUCCCUCGUGUCACUUCAGUCCACCUACGAAUCUCAACAGUUAGACGGCACGUCAGAUGGAAAUGCCUAUAGGUCAGGGCCAUCUUGGUCACUACCCUUUGUUGGAUCUGGAGGUGGGCGAUACCAACCCGUGGCGCCUCCCAGCCGCUCCAACUCAACUUUCGGGCGUUACAAGAGCGUCCGUGUCAGACCCCAAGAUACAAUUCACGAAGAUGAGAGUAUCGACAUGUCCCUGCUCCGCGCAGCUGCGCCACUUGGACGCUCUGGUCCGUACGACCCCGUCACGGGUUACGAGCCAGCAAUUGAUUUAUCUUCCUUCUCCGGACCUAUGGGUUCCCAGGACCAAAAGUUUGCCAAAUCGCUACAAGCGAAGGAGGCCGGGGGCCACUUAACCGGGGGUAUAGGGGAAGGGAUGAGUCCGACAGCAACCAUCAAGCGAGAACAGCUUAUAGCAAGCUCGCCGUCUCUUAAAAGGAGCUUCACCAGAUCUUUUUCUAUGAAGAGCGCGUCUAGUUCAAGAUCGAGGGCGGGGCUAAAGGAGCUGGGACAGAGUGAGGCCAACAGGAGGGGAGACGUGAUAGAAGUUAUCAUGGAAGAACCUGCAGACUUGAGUACGAUGGUUGGACCUAACGUAGUUGGGUCGGAUCCAACCCGUCGGUACUCACAACUCCCCAGCAAGGAGACGAAGACCGAGGUGUUUUAUCCACAGCCUAAUUGGAAACCGUUCUCUAUGAGGUGGCCAUAUAUAACGGGUUUGAUUCUCCUAUCCGUCGGCCUCGCCAUCGCCCAGGAGAUCCUCUUCCAGAGGUCUGCCGAGACUCCUCUCAUCAAAUUCCACAACGCCACUGAUCUCGGACCUGGCUACUAUUUCAUCUUCAAAUUCGUCCCAACGAUAAUCACCGUCACGUAUGGCGUGCUGUGGCAAAACACAGACUUCGAAGUCAAGCGGCUCGAGGCCUUCUAUCAGUUGUCCAAGGAAGGGGGAGCGCUAGCGGCGGAGUCAGUCAACGUUGACUAUAUCACCUUGUUCAACUUCACCCGGCCGUUUCGCGCCCUGCAGCGGAGACACUACGCAGUGGCCACCUCGUCCUUGGCAACUCUUCUCGCCGUAUCCUUAGUCCCCACUCUCGGCGCGGCCGCACUGGUCGUGGGGCCGGACCGGCAGGUACGGCUUUCAAACCCUGACGUCGAGAAGACCAUCACCAUGAACCCUAUCCUAUCCCGUCUUCUAACCAUGACUUUCUUCGUCAUCGCAGUACUAGGGUGCGUGCUAUUCUAUCAGCUUAACACGCGACGCUCGGGCCUGCUCUCAGAUGUCAAGGGGAUUGCGGGACUGGCGUCGAUGGCUGUCGUCAGCCACAUCAUGAUGGACUUCAAGGACAUGGACAUCGCCAAGCCAAAGGACAUCCAUCACAAGCUCAAGAAUAGGCGGUACGCCUUGCGCAACUCGUCAUUGGUUCCUGAGGAUUUCGAACAGGUGUCCGCGCUGGAGAGCGAUAGAUACAGGGACGCGCAUCUACCCGAGAACCCGCACCCGCUCAUGCUGCGCGCUGAGGGCUGCAUACCCUUUAUAAUCGGGAUAUUGAUGUUCUUGGGUUUCAUACCGGUGUUUUUGUUUACGCCAGCUAGCGUGCUAACGAAUAAAGCGCCCUGGGUCGUCACCCUCCUCGCAGUUUUCAUUAAGCUGAGUUGGGGCAGCCUGGAGACGGCGAUCCGCAUGAUGGAGCCAUACUACAUCCUCUCGAAGCGGCACGCACCAGCCAAGACGCUGACCCUCGACUACACAGCCAUGCCAUUCGCGGUAGUCGCCGCGCGUGCGCUCUUCAACCGGCACUGGAUGGUGUUCUUGGUUGGGUGGGGCACCAUCAUGGUAGAGGCUCUCACGAUCUUCGUCACUAGUCUGGCUACUGUUGAAGGCCGAGACUUCUUAGAGAUACUAAGCAGGGCAGAAGACCACAACGACGAGCUAGGCGACGAGUUCCUACAAAAGGGCGUCGGCUCAGGCUCGGAAACAGUGCUCUCGUUCACGGUGUCCCUGGUACUAACCGUCCUAAUCCUGAUAUACCUAUUCGUCGUCGCCACAGCGAUAUUUAUCCGCCGGCGCCACCCGUUUCUCCCGCGGCAGCCGAGCACGAUCGCCAGCGUGCUCGCGUUCGUGCACCAGAGUAAGAUGCUGUAUGAUUUUGUUGGGACGGCUAAGUUUACCAACGCGCAGAUGCGUGCGCGGCUCGAGAGCUUGGGUAAGACGUAUGGCCUGGGGUGGUUCUCUGGGCGCGAUGGAUAUGUGCAUUGCGGUGUCGAUGAAGAGGAGCUCAGUGGGAAUUAUAAGCAUGGUGUUACUUUCUCGCAGGGUAAUAAACCUUGGCUUACGGAUUGGCAACACUUCUAG
Molecule: messenger RNA, 2517 nt
Organism: Daldinia loculata
Lineage: Eukaryota; Fungi; Ascomycota; Sordariomycetes; Xylariales; Hypoxylaceae
Exons: 2
Coding region: 1-2517 (838 amino acids)
Source: RefSeq, a predicted model, not a curated record